Meloidogyne enterolobii is the source of this 424-nucleotide messenger RNA. The record is from the annotation of a GenBank genome assembly. Lineage: Eukaryota; Metazoa; Nematoda; Chromadorea; Rhabditida; Meloidogynidae.
UUGGCCUGUUCACUUAAUUGUUCGUAAAUUCUUUCAUUACAAUGCUUCAUUAAAGCAUAGAAAUUAUAGGGGGACCACAGCAAUACAUGAGCUAAAAUGACUAAAAGUGUUGCACGAAAAGCUCUGCUUUUUAAAUGUCUUCUCCACAAAGGUAGGGAAGAGGAACAAGAAGUCCCUUUACAUCCUCCCCCAAUUGUUGAAACUGAAGAAGAACGAAUUGAAGAAGAACGAUUUUUGGAAGAAGGUAAUUCUGAAGAAUUUUGGUGGUUUUGUUGGUGCUUUUUAAGUGCUGAACAUAUCCCUCCUACUCCGUUACUUCCAGAACGUUUUUGGCGGUAACGAGGGUUGUAGUGGCCUAAGGAGGCGGAGAGAGGACGAUAACCUGUAAAUUCUGGAAGGAUUUUGUUUUUGUGUUUUUUGUGUU